Messenger RNA from Harpegnathos saltator (Jerdon's jumping ant), 1738 nucleotides. It is a transcript of the gene PMP34, whose product is annotated as Peroxisomal Membrane Protein 34. Lineage: Eukaryota; Metazoa; Arthropoda; Insecta; Hymenoptera; Formicidae. The transcript has 8 exons. Gene Ontology annotation, cellular component: peroxisomal membrane. The record is from RefSeq and is a predicted model, not a curated record. Gene Ontology annotation, molecular function: NAD transmembrane transporter activity; FAD transmembrane transporter activity; ATP transmembrane transporter activity. The coding region runs from base 1 to 927 and encodes 308 amino acids. Gene Ontology annotation, biological process: transport.
AUGGGUGGUGGCGGGCCGAGCAACAGAAACAUCUUCUCGUACGACACGCUGGUGCACGCGAUAUCCGGCGCGGCGGGUAGCGUAGUCGCGAUGGCAGCUUUCUACCCCUUGGAUACCGUGCGAAGCCGCUUACAAUUGGAGGAGGGUCGGCAGUCGAGGAACACGUUGGCGGUCUUACAAGAACUCGUUGCUAAGGAAGGGCCGUGCACGCUAUACAGAGGCAUCGUUCCUGUUCUGCAGAGCCUGUGUGCCAGUAAUUUUGUUUACUUCUACACAUUCCACGGUUUAAAAGAGCUGAGAAGCAGGAGAAACCAAACAGCAGGAAGCGACCUUCUUCUCGCAUCUAUAGCGGGUGUUAUUAAUGUUCUGACGACGACACCUUUGUGGGUAGUAAACACGAGGCUAAAAAUGAGAGGUGUCGCGACAGCUCCGGAAAGAAAUAACAAUGAAUACGAUACUUUGUAUGACGGUAUCAAACACAUAUGGAAAUACGAAGGAUUGCAACAUCUUUGGGCAGGCACAUUGCCGAGUCUGAUGCUAGUCGUGAAUCCUGCAAUUCAAUUUAUGACAUACGAGAGCAUCAAGAGAAGAGUCAAUAUGUCUCUGGGCGGUGCUCAGCCACCGGCGUGGAUUUUCUUCGCCAUCGGCGCAAUUGCGAAAACGAUCGCUACCUCGCUCACGUAUCCCCUGCAGCUCGUGCAAACAAACCUUAGACACGGGCACAAAUAUCCUAAUCUACCUCGGAACGCAGGCACGCUACAGAUAUUAAUUUACAUUUUGAAGAAGCAAGGGCUACGUGGUUUGUACAAGGGAAUGGAGGCGAAGCUGCUGCAGACUGUUCUCACAGCAGCCCUGAUGUUUUUGGCUUACGAAAAAAUCGCACGAUUCGUUUUUCGUAUACUUCUACAUAGACCCGUUCUCAGAUAACGAUUGUAACGUCGCAACGGAGAAACGAGCUUAAUAUUUUCAAUCGACAUCUGUCUUCGGAUCAAGCCUCUUAAGCUAGUUUUCAUUGUUAUAAAUUAUUUGCAAGGUGUAAGAGUAAUGAAUCACAGAUUUGUAUUCAUAGGCUGUUAUAUAGGAUGAAUAUUUAGCACGUAUGAGAAACAAAUGCAAAUUGACGAAUAAUCACACCUUUAUGAAGCUGCUGAUUAUUUACUAAAUGAUGAUUGACUAUGAAUACCGAUCUUGCGUUGCUCCUAUUUUAUAGCAGAUUUUUAUUUUCUUGACAAAUUUUCUUAUGGUAAAUAUGCAUGAAGUAACGCUAUAUAAAAUUACAUAAAUUCUCGGGAGGCAAUUGAUCGAAUCUUGUUUCCAAAAAGAUUUAUAUCAGUCUUUUUCGUUCAUUAAUUAAUAAUUUUUACGUAAAACUUGCGUACUUCGUCAUCGUGAAAAAUUCACACAUUGAGAUGGCCACGAAAAACUCGAUUAAAUUGAACAAAGUGUACGAAGUGAAGAGGCUCAAUGGUCGAGUUGAUAUUGAAACGCGCGAUCGCUAAUUUUAUUGCGAUUGCAUGACAUCGCGCCGACAAAACGAGUGGUUAGACGGUCGGACGAACGUAUCUGUAGAAGUAUCCGAUGAAAGAUGUGAACGUAUUCACGCGGGAUACUGGCGAAUUUACGAAAAUCACAGCUUCGCAUUCGACCGCAAUUUCGGAAUAAGUUGAGUCACUUGGUAUCGCCGCUUCUGUUGACGCGAAAGGCAAACGUGAGAAGGCAGGAUGAAGAGACAGAGCGU